Messenger RNA from Dipodomys spectabilis (banner-tailed kangaroo rat), 1107 nucleotides. It is a transcript of the gene Dmrtc1b, whose product is annotated as DMRT like family C1B. The transcript is spliced from 8 exons. Bases 1 to 1107 code for a protein of 368 amino acids. NCBI's taxonomy places the organism in Eukaryota, Metazoa, Chordata, Mammalia, Rodentia, Heteromyidae. The record is from RefSeq and is a predicted model, not a curated record.
AUGCACGAGCCUGAUGAGGCCUGCGCUGGGGUGCAGGAGUGGGAGGAGGGGCGCUCAUACAGGCUGCUGCAGUGUCACGGGCUUCUGCAGCCUGCAGUACCGUCCGUGGCCGGCAGAAGCAGUGAGAGGCAGCGCCCGCGCGUUCCCACAGCUUGGAGAAGACCCCGGCUGCACAGGCUUUGCCCCUUCCCCUUCCCUCCCCUCCACUCUGCUCCCCUCCGGUUGGCAACUGGCAUCCGGUCCUGUGGGUCUGGGGGCGGUGGUCUCCGACUCCAGACCCUGGGACUGCGCGUCUUCUCAGCAGCUGCGGCAGCAGCGCCCGUGGCGACGUCACUGCCCUCGCGGCCUCGCACACAGGGCUCCAGCCGGCCGCCGAAUGCCCGUGGACGCGCAUCUCUUCCCAGAGUUCCUGCUUCCUGGGCCAGCCAAAGCCGCAGGGAACACCGCAAGAAAAUAUCUUCUCUAAGUAUUCCCAGAAGGGAGCAUCGUGAAGAGCGAAGGAGGAAGCAGGGAUCAAGAUCAAAAAAGAUUAUGGCUUCCCAAUCUCAUAUGCCUGUCAAGAGGCUUGCCAUUGAAGCAAGUGCCCUCACUGGGAUGGAGAGCACUAUGUCUCAGCCUGGGACCAGCACUUGCAUAACUCUCCAGGAGGAGAGCUCCCAAAGGCCUCUGAUGCUCAGCUUGCCUCCAGCAACUUCAUCUCUGCCAUAUACUCCAGGGACCUUGGAGAAGGAAAUGUCAGUUUCUCAUUCUGGGGAACUCUAUGGGCCUCCUACUCUGCCCAUCAUAAGCUCAAGUCUGAUCUAUCCAUCUUAUGGCAGUUCUGACUCUCUUCUGAUGCAGCCACAGGUCCCUAAUGCCUCGGACCAAGCUUCUGUUUCUGCUGCCUUAGAGUGGCAGCAGAUGAUGGAGGCUGCCGAGGCUCUCCUGGCCCUGAAAAACUCUUCUCGGGCUGCUGCCAACUCCAAGUUAUGUCAUCAGCCCUCCAGCCCCCCAGGUUCUGCUGGAGAUAUUGGACUGGAGCCUUCCAGCCCUUGUGCAAGAUCCAAUUCGCCCAACUCUGUUUCAGUGCCUAUUGGCCAUCUGGGCUACAUCUCCCUGUUAAACUAA